This is a messenger RNA of Aspergillus fijiensis CBS 313.89, 1857 nucleotides long. RefSeq names its product Zn(II)2Cys6 transcription factor domain-containing protein. Gene Ontology annotation, cellular component: nucleus. The transcript has 4 exons. Gene Ontology annotation, molecular function: zinc ion binding; transcription cis-regulatory region binding; DNA-binding transcription factor activity, RNA polymerase II-specific. Gene Ontology annotation, biological process: regulation of DNA-templated transcription. NCBI's taxonomy places the organism in Eukaryota, Fungi, Ascomycota, Eurotiomycetes, Eurotiales, Aspergillaceae. The record is from RefSeq and is a predicted model, not a curated record. The coding region runs from base 1 to 1857 and encodes 618 amino acids.
AUGGACGGGGAUUCCCCUUUAUCGAUUCCGUAUGGCCACGCCUGUAGUACGUGUGCUCGCGCCAAGGUUCGCUGCAUCCCUCGGGGUCGAGAUUCCCCGUGUGAGAGAUGUCAUCGCUUGGGAAAGGAAUGUCGUCCUGGAUCGCGCCGUCGCCGUCCCAAGCGGCUUUCCAAGGCCGCUCAGCUGGAGCAGAAGAUGGAUGGGCUAAUGUCUUUGCUCCAAUCAUCCGGACAGCUGCCCGGAGGACCAAGAGGAGACCGGCAUCUUCCCGUCUCCGCUGGUAGUCAAGAGGGCGCGGAUCGUACCUGUACAGCAAAUCCGCUCUGUACUCCCGACACGGGGACGGGGAUCGAGUCCGACGGUAGUGUUAGCCCGCGCCACUCUCCGCCCACCGCCAUCAUCCCGCCCAGCCCAGCGGAAGCCGAGGCAAUGCUGCAUUCGUUCCGAACGGACAAAUUGGCUUGUCUUCCCCUUCUACAUAUUCCUAGUACGGCUACACCGGCUGACCUGGAGCGUGACUCUCCCUUUCUCUGGCGCUGCAUUCUCACCACCGAGACCAAAGAUGCCGCGCAGCAGGCCUUGCGCUGCGUCGACAUCCGUCAGACCGCGGCCCAGAUUACCAUGGUCGACUGCGACAAGAAUCUGGACCUGUUGCAGGGAUUGCUGGUGCAUAUUGCCUGGAUCUCUUUCCAAAGCUAUCCUCCAAAAUCGAUCAUGGUCUUGUACUGUCAAAUAGCCACCGCGCUCAUCUGUGAACUGGGCUUGAAUCGUCCGGUCCGGAGUGACCUCGCCAUGCUACCCCCCGUAUGCAAUGACCUCGUGCCACCAGCACCGAAGCAACCUGCACCACGCCCCAGAACCCUGAACGAGCGGCGAGCCGUACUGGGCUGCUUCGUGAUCAGCUCAGUGAUUGCUCAAUUUCUUGGCCGCAUGGAGGUGAUGCGAUGGACGCCUCAUAUGGCAGAGUCCGUCGAGCUUCUCUCCACCAGCACCGACUCUCCGCACGACGCCACCCUCGCAAAUCUUGCACGUGUCCGGCUUCUCGUCGAGCGCAUCCGUGAGGGGCCGUGGAACGAGAACUCAAGUUCGAACGGCAUCCCGCGUGCACCACUGCCCUUCUACAUGAGCAGCUUACAAACCCAGCUCACCCAGCUCCGAGCUGACGUUCCUUCCGCCCUCCUCAACAGUAACCCUCUCAUAUUCUACAUCUUGCAAGCAGAAACUACACUAUACGAGACGGCUCUCAUCCACCCUAAUCCCGAGACUAACGAUACCCCCGGUGCUCUCGACUCCUGGCGGCUCGACCACCUCUGCGCAUGCCUAACCUCUGUUCGCUCCUUCUUUGACAGCCUUCUUACAACGCCGAUCCGCACUUUUGCCUCCUUCCCGAUCAUCGAAAGCAUUCUUGUCGCGCACUGCCUGGUCACUCUCUCGCGUUUGACCUUUGCCGACAUCCCCGGCUGGGACACGCGACUGGUCCGCCGCACGGCGGAUGCGAUCCUCAUCGCCGACCAGAUCAGCGACAUGCUGGAGCAGGUCGUCAGUCUCCGGCGGGACGAGCACGAGAAGGACCCGUUCCAUAAGCUGGGCGUCAUGGUGCGGCGACUGCGCGCCACAUGGGCAUCGAGACUCGGGGAGUCCACAACCACCACCUCAGCCGCCGAGGGAGGCUUACUCGACUCGCAGCCGCCGCUCCCGGGUCAGCCGCUCCCUCCAGAAUACGGGUACCCCGAGCAGACGCAACUAUCGGGCCAGAUGCCGGGGACGAUGGGGGACCUGUGGGACUUUGAUAUAUUCUUCGCGGGGUCGGACAGCGCGUGGUUGAUGGAUGCGGUGACGACGGGGGGACUUGGUUGA